Vicugna pacos (alpaca) is the source of this 2731-nucleotide messenger RNA. The record is from RefSeq and is a predicted model, not a curated record. Lineage: Eukaryota; Metazoa; Chordata; Mammalia; Artiodactyla; Camelidae.
CCUGCCCCCGGCCGCUUCGCUACCCGCCGCGACCGCGGGCUACGAGGCGCUGUUGGCCCCGCCACUCCGCCCCCCGCGCGGUUACCUGAGCCUGCACGAGGCCGCCCCGCACCUCCACCUGCCCCGGGACCCUCUGGCCCUCGAGCGCUUCUCGGCCACUGCGGCCGCGGCCCCGGAUUUCCAGCCGCUGCUGGACAACGGCGAGCCGUGCAUCGAGGUAGAGUGUGGCGCCAACCGAGCGCUGCUCUACGUGCGCAAACUCUGCCAGGGCAGCAAGGGGCCGUCCAUCCGCCACCGCGGCGAGUGGCUCACACCCAACGAGUUCCAGUUCGUCAGCGGCCGCGAGACGGCCAAGGACUGGAAGCGCAGCAUCCGCCACAAAGGGAAAAGUCUGAAGACGCUUAUGUCCAAGGGGAUCCUGCAGGUGCACCCUCCGAUCUGCGACUGUCCGGGCUGUCGAAUAUCCUCCCCGGUGAACCGGGGGCGGCUGGCAGACAAGAGGACAGUUGCCCUGCCCCCCACCCGGGGCCUAAAGAAGGAGUUGACCCCCAGCUUCUCCGCCAGUGAUGGCGACAGCAACAGGAGUGGCCUGGCCUGUGGGCAGCGGCUGGGCUUGAAGCAGGAGGACGACCCACGUGUCCGUAUCAUGAAGAGAAGAGUCCACACCCACUGGGACGUGAACAUCUCCUUCCGAGAGACGUCCUGCAGGUCACUCCGUGGAGGCCCCCCUUGCAGCAGCCCAACCAGGAAGCUGCUCCGUUACAGCCAGGACAGCGACCUUCCCACCCUCAUAUCCAGCGUGCAUCGAAGCCGCCACCUCGUUAUGCCCGAGCACCAGAGCCGCUGUGAAUUCCAGAGAGGCAGCGUGGAGAUUGGCCUAGGAUCCGCAGGUGACCUGCUGGGCAAGAGGCUGGGCCACUCCCCCCACGUCAGCAGUGACUGCCCCUUGGAGAAGAAGGCCCGAAGCAAGUCCCCACAAGCAGAGACUCUGUUGCUGCCGGAACUAGGGCCCAGCAUGGCCCCCGAGGAUCAUUACCGCCGACUGGUGUCUGCCCUGAGUGAAGCCAGCACCUUUGAGGACCCCCAGCGUCUCUACCACCUGGGACUCCCCGGCCAUGAUCUCCUGAGGGUCCGGCAGGAGGUGGCAGCAGCAGCUGUGAGGAGCCCCAGUGGCCUGGAAGUCCACCUGCCCUCAACCACAGCAGGGCAGCGUCGGAAGCAGGGCCUGACUCAGCACCGAGAGGGCACCGCCCCGGCUGGCACCCCGUCCUUCUCAGAGAGGGAGCUGUCGCAGCCACCCCCUUUGCUGUCACCCCAGAAUGCCCCCCAUAUCGCCCUGGGCCCCCACCUCAGGCCCCCCUUUUUGGGGGUGUCCUCGGCCCUGUGCCAGACCCCAGGAUACGGUUUCCUGCCUCCUGCUCAGGCGGAGAUACUCGCCCGGCAGCAGGAGCUCCUGCGGAAGCAAAACCUGGCCCGGCUGGAGAUGUCAGCAGAACUGCUGCGCCAGAAGGAGCUGGAGAGCGCGCACCGGCCGCAGCUGCUGGCGCCAGAAGCCGCCCUGCGCCAGCCGGAUGGUGCUGAGGAGCUGCAGCGGCGUGGGGCCAUGCUCUGCUCCCCGACCCCCACGGCCAAGCCCCCAGCCGGAGGGGCCAGCUCUGAGGGGAAGGGGCUUCUCUCAGGGUCCAUGCUGCCCCCUCCACUGCCCCUGGGCUUACCCUACGCUGUCAGCCCCUACUUCCACACAGGCGCCAUGGGGGGCCUCUUCAUGGAUGGGGAAGAGGCCACAGCCCCCGAGGAUGUCAGCAAGUGGACAGUGGAGGAUGUCUGCAGCUUUGUGGGAGGCCUGUCUGGCUGUGGAGAAUAUGCACCGGUUUUCAGAGAACAGGGGAUUGACGGGGAGACCCUGCCCCUGCUGACAGAGGAACAUCUCCUGACCACCAUGGGGCUGAAGCUGGGGCCUGCUCUCAAGAUCCGGGCCCAGGUGGCCAAGCGUCUGGGCCGCGUCUUCUACAUGGCCAGCUUCCCUGUGGCUCUGCCGCUGCAGCCACCAACGCUGCGGGCUUCCGAGCGGGAGCUCACCUCGGGGGAGCAGCCCCUGUCCCCAACAAUGGCCCCUUCCCCGUUUGGGGGGGCACAUCCCCCUGCUGGCCGAGCCUCACCCAAGCAAGAGAACGGAACCAUGGCUCUACUCCCAGGGCCUGCAGACCCCUCCCAGCCUCUGUGUUGAGCUGGUGUCAAACCUCUAGUCCUUCAGUGCCAGCUGCUCUGAUGCAGAUUUCCCCGCCCCUGCCCUUCAACAGCUUAUUCUCCUUUUGGUUGUGGAUGCAAAAAACACAAUUGAAAACACAUAACUUAAAGAGGAAAGGAAUAAGUUUCCAAGGACUCUCUGGGGAUGACUAUCGACCUGAGUGCAGACGGCUUGGGCACUUGAACCCGGGCCAGGGGGUGGGGGCUCUGCAUCCUGGGCAGCUGCAGACAAACCAAAGACAUCACGCCAUGCCCGCUGGCUCCGGGGGGAGCCACGACUGCUUGGCAUCCUGACUUAAGGCAGAGCCGUGCUCCAGAUAAGCUUCCCUCAUGGGGUAGGUGUGUCUCACCUGCCACCAUGGGUGCAGCGGUAGGCAGGUUCCCUGGUGCUGGUUUACAUCCCCACGGCCGCCACUCCAGGGACUGGAACAGCACUUGGUACUUUCUGGUGUUUUAUGUUGUAAAAAUAAAGCCUUGUCCAGCA